Pistacia vera is the source of this 929-nucleotide messenger RNA. RefSeq names its product probable carboxylesterase 16. The transcript has a single exon. The record is from RefSeq and is a predicted model, not a curated record. Gene Ontology annotation, molecular function: hydrolase activity. Lineage: Eukaryota; Viridiplantae; Streptophyta; Magnoliopsida; Sapindales; Anacardiaceae. Bases 175 to 804 code for a protein of 209 amino acids.
UCCAGUCCAGUCACAGACGCCAUCGAGAAAAAGAUUAAUAAUUACGAUUCAACUUGAAGAACCAGUCUCUUCCUCCUCUUUUCCCUCGUUCUUGUUAAUGACUGCUUCACGAAACCAAAAGAAAAUCUCAAUCCUCGUCCCCAUUAAUCUUUCUUAGCAUCUUGCUCACAAGCAAUGCCAAGUUUAACUGUCAAACUCUAUAGUAUCUUCUUCAAACUCAACAAGAAACAUCAACUACACAAUCUAACUGUACAAGCACAAACUCAAUUAUCUUCCUUUGUCACCACUUCAAGGCCCGACGGAGCUGUAGCCCCCAGCAAUCCCACUUUCGUUGAUGGGGUGGCGACUAAAGAUAUCCACAUAGACCCCAAUUCUGGUCUCACGCUCCGUAUAUUUCUUCCUGAUACAGUUGUUGACUCUUCUUUGGAUAAUGGUCAUGUUUACAAAGGCUAUUCUCCUCUCACGACGGGAAGAAAUAAUGGCUACAAGAAACUGCCUGUUAUGUUGCAGUUUCAUGGUGGGGGGUUUGUGAGUGGGAGCUGUGACUCGGUUGCAAACGAUGCGUUUUGUAGAAGGAUUGCCAAGUUGUGUGAUGUAAUUGUUAUAGCGGUUGGGUAUAGGUUGGCGCCAGAGAGUAGGUAUCCGUCGUCGUUUGAGGAUGGAUUUAAGGUGUUGAAUUGGUUAAAAAAGCAGGCUAAUUUGGCACAGAUUGGGAAUGGGGAAAAAGAGAGGCAUGUUUUUGAUGGGUUUGGUGUGUCUAUGGUUGAACCUUGGUUGGCUGCUCAUGGUGAUCCUUCUAGGUAGUAUUUCUUAUCCCCUGGCUUAAAAUGAAAUUUAUCUGUUCUUGGUUUUGAUUAAUUUCUGGCAUGUUUAUGUGUUUGUAUAUAGUUUAAGAAGCCUUGAAUUACCUUAUGUAUGAGAGUCAAUGA